Molecule: messenger RNA, 1955 nt
Organism: Cucumis sativus (cucumber)
Lineage: Eukaryota; Viridiplantae; Streptophyta; Magnoliopsida; Cucurbitales; Cucurbitaceae
Product: cytochrome P450 CYP82D47
Exons: 2
Coding region: 63-1670 (535 amino acids)
Biological process (GO): defense response to other organism
Molecular function (GO): iron ion binding; oxidoreductase activity, acting on paired donors, with incorporation or reduction of molecular oxygen; monooxygenase activity
Source: RefSeq, a predicted model, not a curated record
AUUUUAAGCAAAUAAUCUGAAAUAUUUCAGGCUUCCGGAGAAGGAAAACAGAUCAAAAUUAAAUGGAAUCAUACUCCAAAACUGCAGUCGCCAUAGUAAUCCCUCUUCUCUUAUUUCUCUUUUCCCUCUUCUGGGUUUUAUCUAGAAGAUUAUUAUUCAGAUCUCAACAACGGAAUAAGAAACUGCAGCCACCGGUAGCCAGUGGCGCCUGGCCAGUGAUCGGUCAUCUUCAUCUCUUAGGUGGCUCUGAACCAGCAUACAAAACCUUAGGGAAAAUGGCGGAUGCUUUCGGACCAAUUUUUACUCUGAAAAUGGGAAGCCAUAGAGCAGUGGUCGUAAGCAACUGGGAAAUAGCGAAAGAGUGUUUUACUACAAACGAUAGAGUAUUUGCCUCUCGCCCCAAGCUUGUAGCCGCAAAGCAUAUGGGCUAUAAUAAUACCAUGUUUGCUUUCACCCAAUACGGCCCAUUGUGGCGUCAUAUCCGAAAAAUAGCCAAUCAUGAAAUUCUCUCUAACCAACGCCUUGAUCUUUUCCAACACAUUUACAAGUCAGAGGUUCAAGUUUCCAUAAAGAAACUGUAUGAGUUAUGGGUGACCAAUGGAAGCGAGAAAGUGUUGGUGGAGAUGAAGGAUUGGUUUGGAGAAUUAACUUUGAACACCAUAUUUAGGAUGGUGCUUGGAAAGCGAUUUUCAACAACUGUUGAAGGGAGUAGCAACGAGGGCAGUGACGAAGGCGAGCAGUUCCGACAGGCCUUGAGGGAUUUUCUUCAACUGUUUAUGGCUUUUGUUCCGUCAGAUUCGUUUCCAUUUGUGAGUUGGUUGGAUUUGGGAGGAUAUGAAAAGGCAAUGAAAAAGACGGCCAAAAUUCUAGACAAGACGCUUCAUAAAUGGCUAAUAGAACAUCAACAGAAGAGAAAUUGUAACAAUUGUGAUGAUGUAGUCCACAAGGAAGAGGACUUUAUGGAUGUGAUGCUGUCCACGGUUCAAAAUGUUGAAGAACUUAUCGGCUAUGAUGUUGGUACCAUCACAAAAGCUACAUGUUUGACUCUAAUAUUGGGUGGAGCAGAGAGCACACAAGUAACUUUGACAUGGGCUCUUUGUUUGCUCCUUAAUAAUAAUGAAGAUACAUUAAAGAAGGCCCAACUUGAAUUAGACGAACAAGUAGGUAGAGAGAGGUUGGUAUUGGAGUCGGAUGUGAAAAAUUUGUUGUAUCUUCAAGCUAUUGUAAAGGAGACAAUGCGUUUAUACCCUGCUGCACCACUUGCAGCCCUGCAUGAGGCCAUGGAAGAUUGUAAUCUUGUUGGUUAUCACAUUCCUGCAAAGACACGUCUAAUAGUGAAUCUCAAAAAGCUUCAAAAAGAUCCACUUGUAUGGGAAGAUCCCGAUGAAUUUCGACCAGAGAGAUUUCUUACAACGCAUAAAGAUUUCGAUGUCAGAGGACAACAUCCGCAGUUCAUACCUUUCGGGAGUGGUCGAAGGAUGUGCCCGGGAGUUUCAUUUGCCAGCCAAGUAAUGCAUCUAACGCUUGCAAACCUACUUCAUGGGUUUGAAAUUCGUAGGCCAUCUGAGGAGCUAAUCAAUAUGGAAGAGAAGGUUGGAUUAACCAGUAUGAAAACAACCCCACUUCAAAUUGUUUUAACUCCACGUCUUUCUGCACAAGUUUAUGUGUAAUUCAGCUUGAAAUUAUUACGGGCAAAAUAAAACAGUUUGGUAUAAAGUUGGAAUGCCAACAUCCAUGGGAACACACACUUCUUACUUUAUAAUUGGCUAAAGAAUAAAUAUCAUGUAUUGUGACACAAUGGGUUAAGUUCAUACUUCUUGGUUGUUUUAACAUAUCUGGCGAUGUAAAUUAAUUUUAAUUUUAUGUUUGUUGAUGCUAAAUUUUGGAGGAUGUAAAUACUAUUGGGGUUGAUGCACUAAAUAAUCUCGUAAUCUCGUGGUCCUUGUAGUUUGUAA